ACAUUCUACAAAAAAAAAAAAAAAAAAAAAAAGACGUGACGUGACAACUAUAAUUUGUCUGACAUGAUCUUGCUUGCAGAAGAGCACUCACACUUUAUACCUACACCUUGGAGGAUCGACAGCUUGGUAUGGAGGCGCCACCUCGACCAGAACUCUUUGACUUCCAUGGUGUCUACAUGACAAAAUACUUCGCUGACAACUGGGAAAACGUAAAGAACUUCAAGGCCAAACCGGAUGAUAUUGUCAUAGCUACUUAUCCUAAAUCAGGAACCACAUGGGUCUGCUACCUCUUGGAUCGCCUGUACUUUGGAAAGACGUAUCCAGAGAAAGACACAUCCCGCCCUCUGUAUUUGAGAGUACCAUUUCUGGAGCUGUGCAUCCCUGGUCACCCCAAAGGAAAAGACCUGGCAGACCAGCUAACGAUCACUCCUCGUCUCAUUAAAACUCAUCUGCCAGUCCAGCUUGUACCAGAGACAUUUUGGGAGCACAAUUGUAAGACAAUCUACGUUGCUCGAAACCCUAAGGAUGUUGUAGUGUCUCACUUCCACUUUAGCCGCAUGAACAGCAUCCACCCUGCACCAGGAGACUGGGAUGGAUUUCUGGAAAGAUUCAUGGAGGGCAAAAUGGCAUAUGGAGCCUGGCAUGAGCAUGUGGUUGGCUGGUGGGAGAAGAAGCAAACGUAUCCAAAUCUACAUUAUAUAUUCUAUGAAGAUUUGACUGAGAAUUUGGGACGCGAGAUUGACAAGCUGUGUCGUUUCCUUUGUGUGUCUCCCUCAACUGAGGAGAAAGAAAGCAUCAUGGAGGCUGUGAAAUUUGAAAAUAUGAAAGGCAACAAACUGACCAACUUUGCCAAUGCCCCCUUAAUGAAUCUGAAGGAGUCUCCUUUCAUGAGAAAAGGGAAAGUUGGUGACUGGAAGAAUCAUUUCACUGUGGCACAGCGUGAACAGUGCGAUGAGCACUACAAGCAGAAAAUCAAGUCACCUGGAUUGCAGUUUCGCACUGAAGUUUAAGGCUUGGACCGGGAAAACAAACCAGGAUUUUUUUCUUCGGCUAAAGAUAUCUAGUCAAGACUGCACGAGCAAGCUCUUUCAGAUUUUCCUUCUUGUCAUCAUUGUCUUCCUUCGGGCAUUAACUCAUUUGGGUUAAGAACAUUUAUUUACUGUUGUGAACAAAACCAACAAUAUGAUGCAAUACAGAGAGUGAUCAUCAAACACAGGAAAAAAUUGGAUUGUGAUCAUUUCAUGUUGUAAUUUUUAUUUGAAUCUAGACAUGAAAUUCCACGAAAUGAAAGAACAAAUGAUAGAUAGUCCAAAUAAACAGAUCUAAUACUGAAUGUCUGCAAUGUAACUACACACUGGGGCGGGCACAUGGAUUAAUUUUCUAUGGCACAUAUGCUUUUCAGAGUGGGCAACACUGAAUACAUUUAAUGCUUCCACUCUAGUCUGGAAGAAAAAGAACAGCAAACAGCAAGACAGCAACAUCUUAAAAACCCAUUGGAAUGUAGACCACAACACAAGACCCUUGGACUAAAAAGACUAAACAAUUUAAGCAUCACUGGAAGAACUGGAUGUCAGCUUGUCAUGAUCUGUUACGUGAAUAAAGGCAUUGGCCAUUUCCGGAAAUCAUCCCUGAAAUGAUAAUAUUCCAAUAAACUAAAACAUAUAUUUA
Molecule: messenger RNA, 1668 nt
Organism: Phyllopteryx taeniolatus (common seadragon)
Lineage: Eukaryota; Metazoa; Chordata; Actinopteri; Syngnathiformes; Syngnathidae
Product: cytosolic sulfotransferase 3-like
Exons: 8
Coding region: 129-1010 (293 amino acids)
Biological process (GO): sulfation
Cellular component (GO): cytoplasm
Molecular function (GO): sulfotransferase activity
Source: RefSeq, a predicted model, not a curated record